GCAGAAGCAGGUUCUAACUCCAGCCCGUGGACCAUAGCUUACCAGCAACGUUGCAGCAGUACCACAAUUACGUGUACAAGUUCCCCAUGAUUCAUUUCCUCGAUCUCCAUAUCAUAUAUACUUCUCGGUCCCUAUGGAGAUAUCCGAAACAAUAGCCGAAAGGCUGGAGUCCUUGCUCUCCGACGUUUGCUCGAGUUUCGCAGACACAAGCAGCAAGUUCAAAGACAUUCGCAAUGCAGCGCGGGGAGGUAGCACAGACGCUCCAGACGUGACGGAGAAUUUUCAAGAUGCACUUCUGCUCAAACAGAAACUUGACUUGCUCGAAGCAGGUGCUGUUACUGGCUCGUGCGAACCGUCCCUACCUAUUCUCGCGCGUAUUCUGCAUUGCGAAUACCUCCUUUACUCGAUCUAUGCCGAGACCCCUAUGCGAUAUAAUCCCUUCCUCUCGCACUGGGUUGAAGUGAUUCAGCGACUGGACCGGAAACCUGAAAGUAUGGAAAUAAGCAAAAUUACGAGCAAAAGCAUGAGCUGGCCACUGAUUCACAGAGUUCGAGUAUUACUCGUACAACAAAUAUUGCAUGCGGAUACACUCAUGCGUAUCUCGCAUCAAUCGCCUAGAGAUCUCCUCGAGACGCUCUCUGAGUUAGAGCUUAUGCACUUCGUGCUGGAUGAUUUCGUCAGGAUCCUGGAGGACGAAGACAUAUACGAGCGUUCACAAUCACCAGAAGCACAAUCUACUACAGGAUCAACUGCACAGAGUUCCUAUAAAAUAUCAACUGGAUCACAGUCAAAUUCGCAGAUUGAUAUCCCGAUAGACAAUACUAAGGAAGGAAUUCUUCGACGUAUAAAAGAAAGCUCACAUCCAGUUGAGACUGCGGACAAGAUUAUUGCGCGCCUACCAGUGGAUCUAAAUACCCUCGAACUCUUGACGGGCUUGUUACAGAAUGGUACACUAGAGUCCCUACGUGUUGACUCACUGAACCCUAUCAGAAAUUACAUACAACACGGCUUGCGUCACAUCGAGAAGAUGGGCCAGAGACAGACUGUCAUACCCGAUACAUCACUAUACGAAAGCAACGAUUCCAUUCAAGAGCAAGGAGAAGUCGGACGGGAAGCGCAAAGAAGAUCUGUGAAGCUUUUGGUUUUGUUCAUGCGUAACUUGGUACGAAAGGCCCUGAUACCCCCUGAAGAGCUCUACUACGAGAUCCAAGAGAUAUGCGUUCGUUAUAUGUGGAUCAGGGAAGUUCGAGACUUUAGGGCGUUCAUGGAGGGCAUGGGCUGAUACCAGCAACACCGUUUGACAUUUCCGAGAAAAGUGGAACACUCUAUGACAACCACAACAAAUAGACCACUGCUGAAGUUUAAAGCAUUGCGAGAUCACAGCCUAGACUCUCCAUCGGGGGUAGCAUCACCGUCGAGUCGCAACAUCUUGCGUCAUUACCCGUUCCAUGUGGAUGCUCCAAGAGCAGAUACAAUACGGGAUGGCGCUGCAAGUAUCAGCAGACUCGCUCAAACACUGGACACAACCAGGAUGCUUCACUUGUCAAGGUUGGUCUGAAUGGCCCAACGUUGUGGAAGUGGUGGGGACGUGUG
Molecule: messenger RNA, 1593 nt
Organism: Pseudovirgaria hyperparasitica
Lineage: Eukaryota; Fungi; Ascomycota; Dothideomycetes; Acrospermales; Acrospermaceae
Exons: 2
Coding region: 134-1282 (382 amino acids)
Cellular component (GO): CCR4-NOT complex
Source: RefSeq, a predicted model, not a curated record